Messenger RNA from Musa acuminata subsp. malaccensis (wild Malaysian banana), 524 nucleotides. The record is from RefSeq and is a predicted model, not a curated record. Lineage: Eukaryota; Viridiplantae; Streptophyta; Magnoliopsida; Zingiberales; Musaceae.
UCCUUGUUCGAGCUGCUCAAUAGACUCGAAGCCAAGGAGAGAGGCGGAAGGAGGAGCAGCAUGGGCUCCAUUUCUCAACCUGUAUCCAAUCUCUCCCUCGCCGCCAGCGCGCAGGCGAAGCAGCAACAACGAGAUCUGCACUGCUUCCGUAUGCCACUGCACUACCCGCGCUACACCCGAGCCGACUACGAGUCGAUGCCGGAGUGGAAGCUCGACUGCCUCCUCCGGGAGUACGGCCUCCCCGUGACCGGCGACGUCGACCACAAGAGGAGCUUCGCCAUGGGCGCCUUCCUCUGGCCCGCCCACUAAAGCCCCAUACACUUCCUCACUAUAUGUCUAUGGAGAAUGACCUGCUACUACUACUACUACUACUGCUGCUACCUUGUCAUAAAGCCAAACAGUUCUCUGUGAUGGUUAGAUGAGCUUUGCUUCACUUCCUCUGAUAGUUGAAAUAAUCAAUCAAUCAUAAGUGGCGAAGACAGAAUUCGAGUUCAAAAUCUUACGAUAAAUCAGUAAAGUUUUCA